Pogona vitticeps (central bearded dragon) is the source of this 1337-nucleotide messenger RNA. RefSeq names its product thioredoxin domain containing 5 (gene TXNDC5). The record is from RefSeq and is a predicted model, not a curated record. Gene Ontology annotation, cellular component: endoplasmic reticulum. Gene Ontology annotation, biological process: protein folding. Lineage: Eukaryota; Metazoa; Chordata; Lepidosauria; Squamata; Agamidae. Gene Ontology annotation, molecular function: protein disulfide isomerase activity.
ACGGACCCCCACGCGCAGCACCUCUACAACGCCGAGAUGCUGCGCCAUGGCGCCCAGAGCGCCCCGCACUUCGUCAUGUUCUUCGCCCCGUGGUGUGGGCAUUGUCAGCGUCUACAACCCACUUGGAACAAACUUGCGGACAAAUACAACGGCAUGGAAAACCCACAGGUCUAUGUUGUGAAAGUAGAUUGCACAACAGAUUCUCCACUUUGUUCUGAAUUUGGCAUCAAAGGAUACCCAACCCUAAAACUGCUUAGACCAGGCCAAGAUGCUGCCAAAUACCAAGGGCCUCGAGACUUCCAGUCACUAGAGAACUGGAUGCUGCAGACAUUGAAUGAGGAAUCUGCAGAGCAAGAAUCUGAAGCAGAGCCCCCCAGAGCCCCUGAAUCAAAGCAGGGCCUCUAUGAACUCUCAGCAGCUAAUUUCAAACAGCAUACAGAAGAAGGCAACCACUUUAUCAAAUUCUUUGCCCCUUGGUGUGGCCACUGCAAAGCACUUGCACCAACUUGGGAACAGCUGGCUCUGCUCCUUGAAAAUUCGGACUCUGUCAAGAUUGGCAAGGUUGACUGCACACAGCAUCAUGAAAUCUGCUCAGCAAACCAAGUCCGUGGUUAUCCAACCCUCCUUUGGUUCAAAGAUGGAGAAAAGGCUGACCAAUACAAAGGAAAGAGAGAUCUUGACUCUUUGAAAGAAUAUGUAGAUUCCCAGUUAAAAAACACCAAAGAUGCCUCAGAUGAUCCUAAGCCUACUGAAACACCACCAACACUAUCAGCCAAAGAAACCACUGAGGAAGAGAGCAAUGUCCUUUCUCUCUCUGAACAAGACUUUGAUAAAGAAAUUGCUAAUGGAAUAACCUUCAUCAAAUUCUAUGCACCAUGGUGCAGCCACUGUAAAAACCUGGCUCCCACUUGGGAGAGUUUGUCCAAAAAGAACUUUCCAGGACUGCUCGAUGUCAAGAUAGCAGAAGUAGAUUGCACCACGGAACGCAGUGUUUGCAAUAAAUUUUCCGUCCGUGGCUACCCAACGCUGAUGCUUUUCCGUGGUGGUGAGAAGGUGAGCGAACAUACUGGAGCCAGAGAUCUUGAAACCCUGCAUAACUUUGUUUUACGGCAAGCAAAGGAUGAACUGUAAAGAUGUACCUGUGUGGAUAUGGCUUCUCCAGCUGUGUCUGUCUAGUAAAUAUGGAAGCUGAAUCGUGGUAAUGUUACUGGAUUUCCAGUAGUGGUCAUUUGGGAAACUGAAUGUACUAAGAUAUGGUAUCUUAUCUCUCUGUGUUUGUAUUUCUUAAAAGACUUCUAUGUUGACCUCUAGGGAAGUAUACAAAAUGCACUCUUCAA